This is a messenger RNA of Perkinsus marinus ATCC 50983, 1788 nucleotides long. RefSeq lists its product as hypothetical. The record is from RefSeq and is a predicted model, not a curated record. The coding region runs from base 1 to 1788 and encodes 595 amino acids. The transcript is spliced from 9 exons. Lineage: Eukaryota; Perkinsozoa; Perkinsida; Perkinsidae.
AUGAGUUCGUCGACUAUUACCGAUAAGGAGCCCUCUAUUAGUAAGGAAUCACAGCUUCUAUCAGAAGCUUCCGCUUCCUUAUCACCGAUGCCUGAACAAAUUAGAGAGUUGGAGUCUCUGAGGCUAGAGGGACUGGCCUCGCUGCGGGAGUGGGAAACUAACAGGCAGGCUUCGGCGGCAUCGUGGGCUGAGAGGGUUGCCGAGCUCUGUGUACAACUGAGGAAGGUCAUGGAUCAUGGCUUGAAAGAAACACAGGACGCUUGUGUUUUCCUCGUUGCGCGGAUCCAAGCUGAUCUAGCAUAUGCCCAGGCUUUAGAGGUGCUCAACGUCAAUGCACGUCUCCACUGGAUCUUCGCAUUCACUCAGGCAUUGCCGGAAGACCCAAAUAACUGGAAUGAGUACUCUAGACGGAGCGGCAAACUAUUGCAUGACUUCAAUGAGGCUACACAGACGACUCUCAUCGAUAAGGGCCUCAAAGAAGUAGAGGUCGAUUAUAAAGGGAGGAUGGAAGAGAUCCUGAAGGACCUCGAUGGUGCUAUUACAGAAUGCGCGUCAUCAGAGGAAGUUGCCGCGAGAGCAUGGAAAGAACAUGAGAGAAUGUUCAUGUCUCGAUUCACCCAUGCUGUUGGAACAGCCGACCGAUGGUCUACUGAAUUGACCUAUCGGAAGGCUGUUGCUCAAGCAGCACAGAAGCGGGAUAUGGUAGAGGCUCGUCUAGUGUCAGCAGUAGCUGCAGCAGACAGAGCUGAGUCUUGGCGGGAACAGAAUACCACAUCUGUACUACGCCAUUGGCUUACGAAACAGUAUCAACUCUGGCUACACGUCAGCUCUGCUGCACAGGAUCAACAACGGGUCCUCACUGAAGAACUUACUGAAGCCGCACUAUCCGCCACAGGCCAGGUCGAUGCCGUAGCGGCACUGCGGAUAUCAUCUGUCAGGAAGAACUCUAACUCGGCAUCCCCCCGUAGAGAUGAUCCUAAUUUGAAUAAAUCCAUCAUCGCGACCAGCCCUGAGAUGGUUUGCUUGAUGAGGAUGCUUGGGCCAUCCCCACCGCCCAGGAGCCCCGGCCGAGAGCCUAAGGACAAAGGUACUCGUCAGAGCUUAUUCCUUCGCCGAGUAGCUGGUGCCAUUUCAGCAGCAGCAGCUAGUGGACUGCGUAAAGCUGGGUCUGCUAGUCGAGAUGGAGUUGAAGAGAAUGAUCAUAUCGAAUCAUUGUUGGUUCGACGACCAUUUUUCCACGAUUUACGAGAGGAAUCCCGAAAGGCGGGAAACAACGAUGCUUCCCCUCUCACGGGCCUCGUUAUUCACUCGGCCACAGUCCCGGCUCUACCGAGUACAAAGAAAGGUGCAGGAUGGUUCGGUAGUGGGCCCAAGUGGACAACACAGAGAGUUACUGUUACAGCUGAUGCGUACAUCUAUCUGCAAGAUGAGCUUGACCAUGAUCAUGAUGAUGAGGGGAAAUCAAUAUCGGCUUUGUUGACGCAGUCGACAGUAACGCUUGCUCCAGAAGGGGAUGCCGAGAUCCUCUCAAUUAAGCCUCAGAAGCAGUCAGGGAUGUUUGCCUCGGCACCUAGAUCGCUACAGCUGAGGUUUCCACAAAAUGGCCAGCAUCUGGGCGAAAGAUGGUUGGAGCUGCUCCACCGUGUUCAGUGUCAAGCGAGGAAUCGAGACGAGCUCCUCGCUGCUACUGUCAGUGGGAAACCCUCUGAACUACGUCGAGAGACACGUGGACAAAGGAGUAGCGGAGAUGGAAGUAUGAACGCAUCAAAGCAGCCGCAGCAGCAAUAA